AUUUUUGAUUUAUUUUAAAUGAAGUUAAAACGAAUUUAUUUCAUAAUUUAAAAAUAUAAAUAUAUUUUAAAUUUAAUUUGAUAGACAUGAGUAAAUCUAUAAUUGCAAAUGAUUUUACUUGUGCUAUUUUUGUAACAAGUGAUAUGUAAAAAUAUAAUCUAACAUAAAAAUAUAACAAAAAUAUUUUUAAAAAAUGACUAUGGAGAUUAAACAUGUAGAUAAUAAUUUACCACUUCCUUCUGAAAAAAUGCCUAAAUGUUGGAAUGAAGAAGAAAGAAUCAGUGCUUUAUUUUCUCCUUUUCGAAAUAAAUCAGUAAAUUCACAAGAUUGGAUAUCAAAAUAUAAAUUUUGGCAAAAUUUAAUAUAUGAAUGGUUAAAAUAUACUAGGAAAAGUAGUUUUUCUAUUGCAGACUUAAAUAAUGCCUUUAAAAGAAAAGGUUGUACACCUCUUUGUUUAAUAACUGUUGUUGAAGAACUUCUUCGGAAUAAUGAAAUAAUUUUAGAAACUGAAUUUUUGAAAGAACCUUGUGAAUCAUGGACAGCAUGGUCAAUUGACAUACUUGUGAAAAAACCACUUACAUGGUCAUUUUCAAAAGUUAAAAGUUAUGUUGUUAACAAUGAAAUUAACAAAGAAACUAGAUACAUAAACUUACAAAUUAUUAAAGAAUUUGGAGAUAUUUUGUUUUCUAUUUUAGAAAAAAGAAAAGAUAAUAUUCUUAUAUCAUUUUCUGAGUUAAUAAAAUGUUACAGAUCUGAAAUAGACCAAAAUAUAUCAGAUAAUACAGUAAUGUUAAUCUUGAUGUGGUUAAGACGUGAAAAAAAAAUUGUACUUAAAAGUAAUGAAAAUGAAAGUGAAUUAUUGAUUAAAAUUGCUACACAUUCAUCAGAUGGUGUAACUGAAAUUGAGGAAGGAUUAUACAAGUUAAUUAAACAAGAAAAUGAACUUAUAAAAGAAAUAGAAUUUAUGGAAAAAGAAAAAAUUAAUAUUAUUAAUGAAGCUAAAUCAUAUUUAAUUAAAGGAUUACGACAGGUAGCAAAAACAUAUUUAAGAAAAAAAAAAGAAUUAGAAAAAACUAUUGAAAAUCGAAUACAAACUCUUGAUAACAUUCAAAGUCUUAUAACAAGUAUUCAAACUACUCAUACAAAUAAUGCUGUAUUAUCAGCUUACAAAACAGGGUCACAUGUAUUAAAAAAACUUAAUGAAAGUGGUUUAUCAGAAUCUAAUGUUAAAAAUAUUAUGGAUGAUCUUGCAGAAGCUAUAGAAGAUCAAAAAGAUGUACAAGUUAUGUUAUCAGAAUCUUUGGUAAAUGAUGAUUCAAAUGUUGACUUAGAAGAGGAAUUGGCAGAAUUAAUGAAAUUUGAUGAAAAUAUUUUCCCUCCUGUACCAAAUACAGAGCUAAGUUUUAAUGUCGAUGAACUUCCAAAGGAAUUUCAAAACUUAAGUGUUGAAGAAAAUAUUACUAAUGAAUCAAGUCAAUUACCAAAAAAAAUUCAUAAUAAAAAAGUAAUAAAACAGUGUAUAUAA
Messenger RNA from Apis laboriosa (Himalayan honeybee), 1525 nucleotides. Its product is annotated as charged multivesicular body protein 7. Gene Ontology annotation, biological process: vesicle budding from membrane; late endosome to vacuole transport via multivesicular body sorting pathway. Gene Ontology annotation, cellular component: ESCRT III complex; multivesicular body. The record is from RefSeq and is a predicted model, not a curated record. NCBI's taxonomy places the organism in Eukaryota, Metazoa, Arthropoda, Insecta, Hymenoptera, Apidae. Bases 194 to 1525 code for a protein of 443 amino acids. The transcript has 5 exons.